Molecule: messenger RNA, 7451 nt
Organism: Pelobates cultripes (western spadefoot toad)
Lineage: Eukaryota; Metazoa; Chordata; Amphibia; Anura; Pelobatidae
Source: the annotation of a GenBank genome assembly
CACUCCGGAAGUGACGGUUGCUUAGAAACGAUCACAACAUCACAGGCAGCGAUCCCAUGCGGUAUGUACUGCGCGCUAUUUAUUAUUAUUUACCCCGCGCUAUAUGGGGGUAAUAACAGCGUACCCCGCGCUAUAUGGGGGUAAUAACAGCGUACCCCGCGCUAUAUGGGGGUAAUAACAGCGUACCCCGCACUAUAUGGGGGUAAUAACAGCGUACCCCGUGCUAUAUGGGGGUAAUAACAGCGUACCCCGCGCUAUAUAGGGGUAAUAACAGCGUACCCCGCGCUAUAUGGGGGUAAUAACAGCGUACCCCGUGCUAUAUGGGGGUAAUAACAGCGUACCCCGUGCUAUAUGGGGGUAAUAACAGCGUACCCCGUGCAAUAUGGGGGUAAUAACAGCGUACCCGGCGCUAUAUGGGGGUAAUAACAGCGUACCCCGCGCUAUAUGGGGGUAAUAACAGUGUACCCCUGCUAUAUGGGGGUAAUAGCGUACCCCGCGCUAUACGGGGGUAAUAACAGCGUACCCCGCGCUACAUGGGGGUAAUAACAGCGUACCCCGCGCUACAUGGGGGUAAUAACAGCGUACCCCGCGCCGUGCUAUAUGGGGGUAAUAACAGCGUACCCCACACCGUGCUAUAUGGGGGUAAUAACAGCGUACCCCGCGCCGCGCUAUAUGGGGCAACAGUGUACCCUGCGCUAUAUGGGGGCAAUAACAGCGUACCCCGCGCUAUAUGGGGCUAAUAACAGCGUACCCCGUGCUAUAUGGGGGUAAUAACAGCGUACCCCGUGCUAUAUGGGGGUAAUAACAGCGUACCCCACACCGUGCUAUAUGGGGGUAAUAGUGUACCCCGUGCUAUAUGGGAGUAAUACCAGCGUACCCCACGCUAUAUGGGGGUAAUAACAGCAUACCCCGUGCUAUAUGGGGGUAAUAACAGCGUACCCCGUGCUAUAUGGGGGUAAUAACAGCGUACCCCGUGCUAUAUGGGGGUAAUAACAGCGUACCCCACACCGUGCUAUAUGGGGGUAAUAACAGCGUACCCCGUGCUAUAUGGGGGUAAUAACAGCGUACCGCUAUAUAGAGGUAAUAACAGCGUACCGCUAUAUAUAGGGGUAAUAACAACCCACGCUAUAUAGAGUAAUAAUAAGCGUACCCAGCGCGCUAUAUGAGCAAUAACAAGCGUACUUAGCGCUAUAUAGGAGCAACAAGCGUACCCAGCUAUAUGGGAGCAAUAACGCCAUUACCCAGCGCUAUAUAGAGGUAAUAAUAAGCGUACCCAGCAGCGCUAUAUAAGGGGAGUAAUAUAAGCGUACCCCGCGCUAUAUGGGGGUAAUAACAGCGUACCCCGCGCCGCGCUAUAUGGGGCAACAGCGUACCCCGCGCUAUAUGGGGCAAUAACAGCAUACCCCGCGCUAUAUGGGGGCAAUAACAGCGUACCCCACGCUAUAUGGGGGUAAUAACAGCGUACCCCUGCUAUAUGGGGGUAAUAAUAGCGUACCCCGCGCUAUACGGGGGUAAUAACAGCGUACCCCGCGCUACAUGGGGGUAAUAACAGCGUACCCCGCGCUACAUGGGGGUAAUAACAGCGUACCCGUGCUAUAUGGGGGUAAUAAUAGCAUACCCCGUGCUAUAUGGGGGUAAUAACAGCAUGCCCCGUGCUAUAUGGGGGUAAUAGCGUACCCCGUGCUAUAUGGGGGUAAUAACAGCGUACCCCACACCGUGCUAUAUGGGGGUAAUAACAGUGUACCCCGUGCUAUAUGGGGGUAAUAAUAGCAUACCCCGUGCUAUAUGAGGGUAAUAACAGCGUACCCCGCGCUAUAUGGGGGUAAUAGCGUACUCGGCGCUAUAUGGGGGUAAUAACACCGUAACCGGCGCUGCGCUAUAUGGGGGUAAUAACAGCGCACCCCGCGCCGCGCAAAAUGGGGGUAAUAACAGUGUAUGCCUCGCUAUAUGGGGGUAAUAACAGCGUACCCCGCGCCGUGCUAUAUGGGGGUAAUAACAGCGUACCCUGCGCCGUGCUAUAUGGGGGUAAUAGCGUACCCCGUGCUAUAUGGGGGUAAUAACAGCGUACCCCACACCGUGCUAUAUGGGGGUAAUAACAGCGUACCCCGUGCUAUAUGGGGGUAAUAGCAUACCCCGUGCUAUAUGGGGGUAACAGCGUACCCCGCGCUAUAUGGGGGCAAUAACAGCGUACCCCGCGCUAUAUGGGGGCAAUAACAGCGUACCCCGCGCUAUAUGGGGGUAAUAACAGUGUACCCCGUGCUAUAUGGGGGUAAUAACAGCGUACCCCGCGCUACAUGGGGGUAAUAACAGCGUACCCCGCGCCGUGCUAUAUGGGGGUAAUAGCGUACCCCGUGCUAUAUGGGGGUAAUAGCGUACCCCGUGCUAUAUGGGGGUAAUAACAGUGUACCCCGUGCUAUAUGGGGGUAAUAAUAGCGUACCCCGUGCUAUAUGGGGGUAAUAACAGCGUACCCCACACCGUGCUAUAUGGGGGUAAUAACAGUGUACCCCGUGCUAUAUGGGGGUAAUAAUAGCAUACCCCGUGCUAUAUGAGGGUAAUAACAGCGUACCCCGCGCUAUAUGGGGGUAAUAACAGCGUACCCCGCGCUGCGCUAUAUGGGGGUAAUAACAGCGUACCCGGCGCUGCGCUAUAUGGGGGUAAUAACAGCGUACCCCGCGCCGCGCAAAAUGGGGGUAAUAACAGUGUAUGCCGCGCUAUAUGGGGGUAAUAACAGCGUACCCCACGCCGUGCUAUAUGGGGGUAAUAACAGCGUACCCUGCGCCGUGCUAUAUGGGGGUAAUAGCGUACCCCGUGCUAUAUGGGGGUAAUAGCAUACCCUGUGCUAUAUGGGGGUAAUAACAGCAUGCGCCGCGCUAUAUGGGGGUAAUAACAGCGUACCCCGUGCUAUAUGGGGGUAAUAACAGCGUACCCGGCGCCGCGCUAUAUGGGGGUAACAGCGUACCCCGUGCCGCGCAAAAUGGGUUUAAUAACAGUGUAUGCCGCGCUAUAUGGGGGUAAUAACAGCGUACCCCGCGCCGUGCUACAUGGGGGUAGUAACAGCGUACCCUGCGCCGUGCUAUAUGGGGGUAAUAACAGCGUACCCCGUGCUAUAUGGGAGUAAUAACAGCGUACCCCGCGCCGCGCAAAAUGGGGGUAAUAACAGUGUAUGCCGCGCUAUAUGUGGGUAAUAACAGCGUACCCCGCGCCGUGCUAUAUGGGGGUAAUAACAGCGUACCCUGCGCCGUGCUAUAUGGGGGUAAUAACAGCGUACCUCGCGCCGCGCUAUAUGGGGAUAAUAACAGCGUACCCCACGCCGUGCUAUAUGGGGGUAAUAACAGCGUACCCCGCACCGUGCUAUAUGGGGGUAAUAACAGUGUACCCUGCGCCAUGCUAUAUGUACUCCGCGCCAUGCUAUAUGGGGGUAAUAACAGCGUACCCCGCGCCAUGCUUUAUGGGGGUAAUAACAGCGUACCCCGCACCGUGCUAUAUGGGGGUAAUAACAGUGCAGCCCGCACUGUGCUAUAUGGGGGUAAUAACAGUGUACCCCACACCGUGCUAUGUGGCGGUAAUUACCGGGUAUCCAACACAUUAUAUGGGGGGUAAUUACCAGGUACCUCAGGCAGUGUUACACAUUGGUAGUAAUCUGGUCCACCAACCAGCACAUGUGUUCGUGGUGCUGCAGCUGUGGUGCUUUUUAAAUCUGGUGAUUCUCUGUCAAAUAUAUUGGCAUCUGCCGAUUGGUCUUGGGAACCAACCUUUAUGGUGCCUUUAGAGUCCCUUUGACAUGCUCCCUAACUGAACACAUGCCACAAUUCCCAUUAAAAGGUAAAAGUAAGGGAAUUGGAAGAAUGGUUCUAAUUAACUCAAACUUUUCUUUCUUUACAGACUGGCAUGGCAAGACUGAAAGGGGCACCAAGCCUCUACGAGGGCAUUGCUGAUGCAAAGUUUCCUACCCUCAAGACAGAGCUGCAGCCCAGUAAAUUACAGUCAAGACUUGAAGUGAUGAGGAAUGAUUUCCAGGAAAGGGCAUUUCGAGAGAGGGAACAGAAACUUCUCAGCCUUGUUAAACAUGAGACAAGUGUACCAUAUAACCAUGCGGAAAAAAGGUAUACCUUUCAUCAAUCCCCCGGCUCACACUCGGCCCCUUGGACAGCAGAAGAGAAAAGCUGGGCUUCAAACUGGACUGUAUCCAAAAGGAGUGCUGGGAUCGAUCGAGCUCACCCUCUCAAACCAGUCAUCUAUCGUAAAUCUCCAGCUCAGAUCCCAUCAGAAUUCAACAACAUGCAGCGCUCCUCAUCAGUCAAUGUCACUGGGACCAAACAUCAAAACCUGCUUCCAAGAAACAUCCAAUCAAAUUCUGGCCCCACUCAAGCAGAGCCUUGGCGUGAGCUACAGAAAACAGAAUCCAGUUUGGAAGCUGAAAUCCGGAGGAAGCAAGCUCUGCUGAGGGAAAAGCUGCGUAGAACUGAGGAAGAAUUACGCAGGAUCCAAAGGGAAAAGGAGGAAGCAACCGAGCGAGAAAUAGAUCAAACUCAGAAGAAAACAGUAAAAAACUAUUAUCAUCUUGGCAACAGAUCAGAUCUAGAUGAAGAUUAUAGGAGUUAUGGAAUCCUGAAGAAAGCAGAGUUCAAAUCCUCCCCACAGCCCAAACCUCUCCCUCGGGCUCCGAGCCCCAAAUUUACAGAAGAGCAGCAUCCAGAGAGAAUGAGGAGGCAGAUGCCAUCGGCAGGAGAGAAUGUUAGAAAAAGAUCCACUCAGCCAAUUCUCCUGAAACAUGCAGAGGAGGUCAGUGGUUCCCCACUUCUGAGAACAACGCACCAUCACUUUGAUAGACACACAGAGCUCUCAUCUGAUGCGGAGGAUGAAUUGCCUGCAGAGAGUGAGCUAGUACCCUGCCAGUCAUGUGGACGACGGUUCAUGGUACAACGUCUGGAGAAACAUGCUCAGGUCUGUGAGAAGAUGCAAAGCUCAAAAAGAAAAGUGUUUGAUUCAUCCAAAGCCAGAGCAAAGGGGACCGAGCUGGAGCAAUACUUACAACUCAAAGGCAAACCCUCAUCUAGAGAACCCCAGGUACUUACCACUUUAAUUAAAGUACAUAGAACCCCAUUAUCGCCCUGGUUCCUCUAAUUAUAGAAUCCAAAACUCCAUCUGGGCUUUGCCCCUCCCCCCAAUGACACAAGCUAGAACUGCAGAUGAACUCCACUCCUAGAACCCCACAUGACUUCUGCCCCUUUAGUGUCAUUUAGCAGCUCAGGUGAGCUUCCUCUCUGACACCAAUCAGAAUCUGAUAUAAGCUUUCCCCUCAACUAGAAGUCAAAGUGAGGUCUGACAACAAUUAGACCAACACUUGAGCUCAGCCCUCUCUCUAAAUGACACUAACUAGAGGCUGAAAUAAGACGACUCAUUACAGCGUGGAAGAGUACUGCACAAGGUCUAUAAACAGGCAGUGUGUUGGGAAUGACCUCUAGCACAUUCUCAGAGACUCUUCUCACACUUUCAUAGCAUUAAAGAUAUGAGAUUCCUCAUGGUCAGAAUUUCACUCUUCGUAGGUGGGGGUGGGAAAAUCACAACUCCUCCUUCCAAAAUACAUAUUUUUCACUUGAGGGAUCGCAACAGUUCAUCUGAGUAGCUGAGACAACACGCAGAGCUAAGGUUUUGCAUUUGUCUAUAUAAUUUACAUGGCUCAAGAGGAGUAUUUAAUGGUAAUAUUAAUUCCUCAUGUGAAAAUAUCUAUACAUCGUGCUAGCAAAUUUGCUAACCAAUGAACAGAUUAUUGGAAAAAUUGAACCCCCCUUCCUGUCACUAUCAACAUGCAAUCUAUGCCAAUCUCAGCAAGAGAACACUCCUAGAUCCUGUUCUCUUGCUCUCUUCAAAUAAAGUAACUGUGCAUGUGUUACAUUUUAAUUUGGAGUUUCCCCAGCAUCGGCCUCUGGAGAGCUGACAAUAUAGCCCAUAUUGCCAGUUUGUUACAUGUACUGCAUGUGAUAAGGCUGUUCAUCUUUAUCACCUCCACAAUAGAAUUACUGUUUCCUGGCAAGGCUCCUUCAAAGGACUAAGGGUUCUCCCUUCAACCAGCGCUGGACGUGAAAUAACUGACGUCAUUCCGUUCAAAUGGUAAUGAAACCAACACAUCAGUGUCAUCAGGUGGGGCAGUGCCAGGUGUAGGGAAGCCACUCAAGACUUCCUAAAGUUUGGCAGGCCUAAUAACAGCAUUCAAGCCCCUGAUGGAAGGCUUAUGGCGGACCUGAAACCAUUUUGAAAGGAGGUAAGUAUCUCGAAACUCCAUGAAGCUUCAUAGAAAGUGGGGGGAAAAAAGCUAUACAUUUGUUACAUUUUACAAGAGUUUUACUUUAUGAUUAUUUUCUCUAAUGUUGCUAUUCUUUAAAGAUUUCACCAUUUCUUCCUGGGUGCCACUGUCAUCUCUAGCCAUUUCCCAGAAUGCUCUGCCUCAUUCCAGUCACAGCCAUUUUUUUAACAUUUUCUUCAUUUAAUGAACUUGCAAUGACUGACUCUUUUGUAUUUUGCAGCAAGUUCGCAAUAACGCCUGGCGUCAAAAGCAUGAAACUUUCCUGCGCACAAUUCGCCAGGCACGUACAGUGCAGCAGGUUAUCGCCAAAGGAGGCAAACCAUCAGAUGUGCCGCCUCCACCCCCUGAUGAAAAUCCAGAUUAUAUUACCUGCCCUCACUGCAGCCGCAGGUUCGCCCCACGUGCAGCUGAAAGACACAUCCCAAAAUGUGAGACUAUAAAGAGCAAACCUCGGCCUCCACCACAACGCAGACGCUAACACAAAUAUCUUGAUAUCUAACCAAGAGUUUAUUCUAUAACUGGGAAAUGUGGAGAAUAAACUUCUGCUUCUUUGAAAAACUAACAGAUCUUUCAGGGACCCAUAUCUCUCAUCAUUCCCAGAGUUUGCACAUUAAAUGUACUGUGUUUUAUUUUAUUUUUUGUACUGUAAUAAAUCCAAGUAUACACUGCAGGUGAUUGGAUAAAGCACACUGUUCUUAGUGGGUGGGGGCGAUUGCUUUGGCUGAUCCCAUACAGUGCAACAAUACAGUCCAAACAUUGGCAGUGAGAGUAAGGCCACAUGGUGAGUAAAAGGGAACACAAAAUAAGAUUUAAAAUAAAAAAGGAGCCGCACUAAGAGUGUCCAGAUAAAUAUACCCCAGCUUACCUCCCCCACCCCAAAAAAAUAUCUGUUCACUGCCCCAUCAGCUAUUAUCAGGUGCACAGAGGCCAAUAACUUAAGAUCCGGCACAGUAAUAGAGGAGCUGCUGGUGCACCAUCUUCUCCAGCUCAGGGAUGUCAUUGUGUCCAUCACAUUGUUGUCCCAGAGACAGAUCGAGGGGCCUCGGUACCCAAGAAGCACCAGGAGUCUGCAUCUGAAUCUUCCCUUGAGGUGUCAGCAUUGUUGGCCAUAGGUUGUGUUCCUUUUAGACAUGUUACCUGAAGAAA